Molecule: messenger RNA, 2870 nt
Organism: Menidia menidia (Atlantic silverside)
Lineage: Eukaryota; Metazoa; Chordata; Actinopteri; Atheriniformes; Atherinopsidae
Source: the annotation of a GenBank genome assembly
CCGGACCCAAAAAGAUGCGGCGCAGUCAGCACGACGAAAUUUCAGCAAAGCCGGAAGUGAGUGUCAGGAAACCUCUUGGUCCCUCUGACUCAACGCCCGAGACUCCCUGAUCGAGGAGACUGGAGGCCGCCCAGAAUACAGAGCCUCCUUCCCAUCCCCUCUCUGCCUUUAGCGCGAGCCGACAACCGUUAAAAAGCACAGCCCUUUGUUUUACGUGUCGUUUACCUCACAACCUGCUCUCGUUUUAUUUAACCGCGCUGUAUACCCUUUACCAUGGCGGUGAGUGCGAAACGAAAACAAGAGGAGAAACACCUGAAGAUGCUGAGAGAAAUGACGAGUUUGCCUCCCAAUAGAAAGUGCUUUGACUGCGACCAACGCGGCCCAACCUAUGCCAACAUGACCGUGGGCUCCUUCGUGUGUACCUCCUGCUCUGGCAUCCUACGUGGACUGAACCCACCUCAUAGAGUCAAGUCCAUUUCCAUGACAACAUUCACGCAACAGGAAAUUGAAUUCUUGCAGAAACACGGCAACGAGGUAUGUAAACAGAUCUGGCUCGGUCUUUACGACGACAGAACCUCCUCAGUACCAGACUUCAGAGAACCACAGAAAGUUAAGGAGUUCCUUCAAGAGAAAUAUGAGAAGAAGCGAUGGUACGUACCUCCCGAACAGGCCAGAGUAGUGGCAUCAGUCCAUGCCUCCAUCUCUGGCUCCUCAAACAGCAGUACAAGCAGCACCCCGGAAGUAAGACCAUUAAAAUCCCUACUGGGAGAGUCAGCCCCCUCUCUACAUCUCAACAAGAACACCCCACCCAAUCAGUCUCCAGUUGUGAGCCGUGGACACAACCACCAACAGCAGCUCCAUGAUAAGAAGUUUGACCUCCUCAGUGACUUGGGUGCUGACAUCUUUGCUGCCCCACCCCACCCGAAUGCAGCGGCCGGCGCCGGUUUUGCUAACUUUGCACAUUUCAACAGCCACACAACGGCACAGAAUGCCAACGCAGACGCAGACUUUGCUAAUUUUGACGCAUUCGGGAGCACUUCUGGGUCGACAGGUGGUUUCCCCUCUGCACCCCAAGCUGCCUUUCAGCCCCCAUGUACAGCGUUCACUGUGCUCUCAUCCAGCCGCAGUAUGGGUGAGUUUGCCACUGCUCUGCCUCUCCAGAGUGCGCACAGUAGCGCCUCAGGGGGACUAUCAAAUGCCAAUUUUGCAAAUUUUGACCACUUCCCCAAAUCAAGUAGUGCUGACUUUGGACCCUUCAGUUCUACUUCCCAGAGUAACUCCACAGCAGCUGGCAAAGACGCAGUACAGAGUACUAGCGUUCCUGUCGAUAGAUACGAAGCUCUGGCUGACCUGGAUAACAUUUUUAGCUCUGCCAAAACAGAGCAAGGAGCUGGUGUGCCCGGUGGUGUGAGCACAUCCCCGGCAGCAGCAGCAGGUUUGCCUCAGAAGCACCCCGCAGGAGCAUCUAUGGGCGAUCGCUACGCGGCGUUAGCUGAGCUGGACACUGUUUUCAGCCCGUCCGCCCCAGCCACCAGUGUUUACAACACCCCCAGCACCUCACAAAGGAGUGUGUUUGGCACAGAGACGGUGUUGUCCACAGCACAAGCACAGCAGACCAUCCCCAGCCUGGCUCAGGGUUUUGGAGCACAAUCUACUAAUCCAUUUGUAGCUGCCGGUGUUCCUCCAGCAGCCCCGACAAACCCAUUCCAGUGCAACGGCAGGGUCGCGAGUGUGGCAGCUGCUGCAGCCCCUUUUGGCACAGGCUCCAUGAGUAUGCCCUCUGGAUUCGGGAAUGCUGCAGCCUACAACCUCCCUACCAGUUUCAGUGGAACAUUCCAGCCACCCUUUCCUGGCCAGGGUCCCUUCCCUCAGCCUCCUGCGUUUCCCCAGCAACCCAACGGUGGAGGAUUUCCAGCCUUUGGCCCAGCCAAACCUGUUGUGACUCCUUUUGGACAGGGAAUGGCAGGACCUAUGGUUCCUAAUAACCCUUUUCUGGGUGCGGGUCCACCCACACAGUUUUCAGCGGGAGGCUCCUCGACAAACCCUUUCUUAUAGCGAUCCACCCUCUCAGCUGCACUACAGGGUCAACAACUGGCGCGCUUGCACCUAUUGCACUGUUUUGUUUCACAAGUAGCUUUAAAAACACAAUGUUUGUAUGGAUUUGUAUUUUAUAUCGCAGUUUGUCUAAAAAGGAACAAUAUUGCGAGUGGGUCAUGCUGACACUGUCUGUGGCUACAAAACAAAGUGAUGGCGUGCAGAGGGGGAGGUUGAUCCUCUCCGCUCUAUUUAACCUGUGAACUGGCCUGGCCUCUACUGAGCCACCACCUAUAAUCAAACUGGCUGAAAACUAAGUUAUUGCAUACAGUAUAUCCCGUUCAUUAUGCUGCAAUUCUGUACAUAUUAAUUUACUUUUAGGUGAUUAGCUCUUUGUGCAUAUCAGUAUUUGUAAAACACACAAGGUUUGUCUGAAACAGAGCUGUUGCUUGGGUACUGCCAGUUACUGUAUUUGUAAAGAACCAAACUGUCUAUUUGUGUGAAAUUAUUUUGGGUAUUUUUUUCUCGCUCAAGAAAAAGACAAACACAUUUCGUUGUGGAGAUAUAAAAACAAAUGAAUGCUGCAUUAGAGAUGAUCGGAGGACACCUAUCUCCACCAUCAACUGCCCUGCUGACAGAGGCCCAGGUCACAACACCUCUGAAUGACAGCCGACCACAUCCAUGUGGGAAAACCAAAACGGCUGAUGGACUGAAAACCACUUUGACUGAACUUUAAUGAAUUUUAAGUUAAUGUGUAAAUACAUACAGUAUAUAUAUAUAUAUAUAUUAAACAAUUUAAGUAAGAGGAAAAUACCAAAGCUUUUUUUUGUAUGGAA